Molecule: messenger RNA, 1003 nt
Organism: Chara braunii
Lineage: Eukaryota; Viridiplantae; Streptophyta; Charophyceae; Charales; Characeae
Source: the annotation of a GenBank genome assembly
AACGACAUUUAAUUUCACCCGUUACCCGUUGUUAGGACACACAGAGAGGCGGGCCAGAGCGCGAAGAGCAACUGGCAGGAAAGGUAAAGAAAACCAUGGCCACAAGUGGGGCGAGAGGACUGAUGGACACCGAAAUGGACGAAGGGGAUGCCCUCGAUCUCUCGCACUCGCUGAAUGUCAUAAUCACCAUCCUCAGGGAGGAGGAAAACAUUGAAAACGAGGAGGAGGAAGAGAAAGAGGAGGAAGAAGAGGAUGGUGGUUAUGGGGAAGGAGAAGAGGAAGGGGAUAAAGAACACGAGGAGCAGAGCAAGAGGAACCAGUUAACAGAGAGUUUGCCCAUGACAUCGAGAGUCAAUUAUUCUCUCGCCUACAAGUACCUAGAGGAAACAUAUGCAUCAACACAAACACUCUUCGAGAUGAAGCCUGACUUUGAUCUCCUCGGGUCUACUAACCAAUUGGAGUCGAGAGAAGCGGUGGAGUUGAGACUCAGAGGAGCAGCUGAGUCAGGAGGAGCGGUGGCGAAUGGGGGCGGAGUAACAAACGGGGGAGGAGCGGCGGAGUCGGGACGAGUAGCAAAGUCGGGAGGAGCGGUGGCGGAUGGGGGAGGAGCGAUGGCGUCGGGAGGAGCGGUGGAGUCAGGAGGAGCGGUGAUGGACAGGGAAGCAGCAGCGAGGUCUGGAGGAGCAGCGGCGGAUGGGGGAGGGGGGGGGGGACGGAGGAGCCACAGCAGAAGGGAAGGAGCGACGAAGUCGGGAGGAGCGGCGAAGUCAGGAGGAGCAGUGGCAGAUAGGGGAGGAGCGAUGGACGGGGGAGGGACAGAGGACAGGGGAGGAGAGGCGCACGAGGGAGGAGAGGCGGACAGGGGAGGAGAGGCGUACGGGGGAGGUGCGGCAGAAGGGGGAGGAGCGACAGAUAGGGGAGAUUAUUUGAUUGAUUGACUGAUUGGUUGAUUGAUUGAUUGAUGUUUGAUCCACUCCUCUCCCCUUUGGCGCUCCCCUCAUCC